Molecule: messenger RNA, 1577 nt
Organism: Hymenoscyphus albidus
Lineage: Eukaryota; Fungi; Ascomycota; Leotiomycetes; Helotiales; Helotiaceae
Source: the annotation of a GenBank genome assembly
AUGGAAUUCAAUCUCAUAGUUCCCGUACCGCGCGGGGCCGCGGGUCAAAAGGGCGACGAAGAAAUCAAUGGAAGGCUUUGGCGGGUUACCGGCCCCCACGAUAACCACGAGAUCACCAAAUUGAAGUUCAAUUGUAUCUCUUACGUCUGGGGUAUAGGCGUCGAGCCGAGAGGAAGCUUUUUCGAUUGUAAGCGAGAGAUAUCGGACCAGACAAGACCGGCUCUUACGGCCGCUAUGAAAGCUGCUGAGAAAUUGCAUGCAGGGUCUGGAGGAGAAAGGAUUGAAGCAUUCUGGAUUGAUGCAAUAUGUAUACCUCAACUUGAAGUACCAGCACGCUUCAAGACCCUUGAAAGGUGUGUGGAAGCCACUACCGGGCAUUUUCCGUAUUUGAUCUAACUUUGACAGCAUGGGAUUCAUCUACAAUGCUGCAACCACUGUCCUCAUCGUCCUCGCACCCACCGUCUUCGAGGCAAUCUAUGUAGCCUCUUCUAAGACCAGCCCAGACCUUCUCACUCUACAGCAAAUGCAACUACUAGAAUCCGAUCCCUGGAUAAGUCGCGUCUGGACAUAUCAGGAACUCAUCAAUGGCCAUCCCGCCUACUUCACCACCUCCCACCCAACCGAAAUCUCCAUCAUUCCUUCGGAGAAGUUCUUCAAUUGUGUCGGCUUUUCUCUCGACAAAUGGAAACGCACUACAGGCUCCUCUCACCUAACAGCCAGAUCAACCUUCCCCAAUCUCAAUACCCUCGAGGACACCAUAGGCGACCUUUUAAUGGCCGGAAUCUUCGAGAUGCCUGCUCUGAGUAUCUUGAGCAACAUAGCCUUACGAAGCUUCGAUCCAAAGUACCCGAAAAACAGAUUAUUAGCAUGUCUAGGUGCAUUAAAGACAGAAGUGAGUUGGGGACCGCCGUCCUUAACGAUGGGAGCUUUAAGUGAGAAGUUGAUGAGAAUCUGCAAAGACAAAGGGGAUUACUCGUUCAUUUUCACCGCAGACAAAAGGAUGGAUGUGCCUGGAAAACGGUGGAGACCUAACCCAGAUCAACCUGAAGGAGCUGAGCCCGUCCAUCUUGUGCCGUUGAUCAAUUGGUAUUGUAAUACGGGUGAGGCCCAACGCGGACAUUUCGAUGCCGAGGGACUGGUUUUGGAAAAUCUGGUGCUGCUUCAGCAAGCUGAGAAAAUGGAUAUCAUGGUUGAAAGCGAGAUUGAUGGUUUUUUAUAUGGAGAUGAGGAUGGUCGAAUAGGGGUUCUUCCACAACACGAGACUAAUACAAGUCAAUACGCUGCUCUGCUUAGGUUUUUCGUUCAGAUCGGGUUCAAAGGAUGUGCUGAGUGUAUAGUAUGUGCCGAAGGUCUAUUCUUUCCACAAGAAAAUAUUAGUCAGGAGCAUGUCGUUGAACUAUUCGCCUCCCUCAGUCUUCCAUAUGUAUUUGGCAACGUUGGAUUAGCAAGAUGGAAGGAGAGUUCUGGUGUGAGAUACUGUGCAGGUAUCUUUAUCGGAAUCGUACAAAACGAGAAAUCUCACUCAGUGCGGAUAAUCUAGAAAUGAACAGGAUCUGAGUCUAUGCUUAUAAUUAAAC